Messenger RNA from Beta vulgaris subsp. vulgaris (sugar beet), 3662 nucleotides. RefSeq lists its product as uncharacterized. Lineage: Eukaryota; Viridiplantae; Streptophyta; Magnoliopsida; Caryophyllales; Amaranthaceae. Gene Ontology annotation, molecular function: mRNA binding. Gene Ontology annotation, cellular component: cytoplasm. The transcript is spliced from 5 exons. The coding region runs from base 2210 to 3397 and encodes 395 amino acids. The record is from RefSeq and is a predicted model, not a curated record. Gene Ontology annotation, biological process: regulation of gene expression.
AGCUUGAAGAAAAAAUUGAACUUGUGAAGCAAAAAACACAAGCAGUUGCUACGCGUCUUCUCAACGACGCCGAUAACAAACGACUUCGCACUGUCUCUGAUUCUUCUUCUCCUUCUAUUUCUUCCUCUCAAUCUUCUCUUCCUGGUAUACUUUUACUUUUUUAUCCUCCCUCUUCCCCUAGGAUUUUUCUCCUCCACUUCUUGCUCUAUUUUCUUUGAUUUAUGACUUUUUUUUGUAAUUUAUUAAUUAUUACUGUUUUGUAGCUUCCAAUAUUUGCUGCAUUUGAGUUUCAGAAUUCAGUACUAGUACACGAUUUUCGCUUUUUUUUACUGAAUAAUUACAUAAUAUGUUUCUUAUACUGUGUUUUUGGGGUUUUGUAUUAUCGAUUAUAGUAAUUUUACUGUUAUUAUGGUUAUAGCUUCAAUUGAAAUGUACAAUUGAAGUUUUUGCUUAAUUAAAGCUAGGAAUUGUUUAGUGGAAGCAAUUAGUAUGCAUUAUGAGUUCUUUGGAUUCAGAUUUUUUGAUGUAUUAGUAGCUUAGACAAUUUACUUAUAUUCUCUAACAUGUUCUUUUGAUUGCUAACUUCAUAGUUCAUGUACCUAUAUUAAUGCAGUUGUUAAUUACUACCUCCGGUCUUUAUUAGUUUAUCCGUAUUCCUUUUUAGGAUGUUUGUUAUUAUUUUUGGAAUGAGACCACCAAAUUUCCAUCACACACAUUCAACUUUAAUAUAAAUUAAUCUUUUCUCUUCCACAAUAUCAUUUCUCCUAAAACUAUAUGAAAGAAACAGGUAAACUAAUAAAGAUCGGAGGGAUUAUGUUGUUGCGGACUUGCAGUUGUUACUUGUUGCGCAGAUUCUUGCGGUUGUUUUGAUGAAAAACAAAUGUGGACUCCUUGUGCAUGACCUUUUUAGUGCUAACUUCAAUAUAUCUUGCGCUGUGAGCCUGUGAAAGUGAAACACAUGCGGAACCUUGUAUUUUGCGGCUGUGGCCUCUCAGUAAUCUUGAUGGCACUUCACAUAUAUUGUCUCCUUUUGUGAGCUUAUGAAGGAAUUGAUAUUAUUUGAAUUAGAGAGUGUUUGGUUGAGGUGAGAACAUUUUCAUCUGGUUUUUCCAUUUUGCUUUCUUUGGUUUUUAGAGGAAGGCAAAUAAUUUUUCCUGUUGAUGGUAAACAUUUUUCUUGUAAGAGAAACCCACAUUUCCCACCCUACUCCUUACCUUCCUCUUUCACUUAUCCUGUCCGUACUCCUUUAACAUUUUCAUUUUCCCCUUCUCUCAAACUUUGCUUGUGAGCAACCAAACAAGAAAACUUAAUUUGCAAUGAUGUUUUCUAAUUGAAAUUGGUUUUUCAUGAAGAAUUAUAUGAAAGUGAGGCAUAUCGUCAAAUCCACCUUCUUUACGGUUUUAUUUCUUCACAUUCUGCCACUUUGAGUAUCAUAUACUCACUACUCUUCCUGAAUCAAUUUUUUUUUUUUUUUUUUAGAUGACGAUAUUUGAGUUGUGGCAUUCUUAUCUUUGCCCUUGCAAGGAAGCUUUCCCUUUUAGGACUGGACUGCACCCUUUUAUUUCUUCAAUUGGUGUUGUAGUUCAAGACAUUUUAUUGCGCGGUUGAGUUAUGUAUAUCCGGGCCAUGUUAUCUUGUUAUGUUCAUUAAAUACUUUUUUUGCAGAUUUUCAAUGUUCUCUGUGGGUUAUAUUUGAAGUUUUGACCUUGAAAUUCUCAAGUGAUGUGAAGAGAAUACUCAUGAUCUUUCAUGUAAAUGAUUGGUGAAUCUUUGCCAUUGGCCCAUAGCACUUUUAUACCCACGAUAUCAAUUAGUGUGGGGAUUUAUGAUUGUUAUAUAUGUUAUAAUUAUAAACGCAGCAAAUAUACUAGGCCCCUUCUAUAUAUUUUCCAACUUUUUUGCUAUGUAAUAAGUGGCUCUUGGAAGGAGUUUAGCGAUUAUCUUCCAACAAGAAAUGUUGAUGCACUCUAAAAGUUCUUGGAGGUGACCGACCUUUUUCCCAGUUAGUGCCUUAUGUUACUCAAACAAAUCAAUACAGUAGUGUACCAAGCAGCAAGAAAAUCUCUAUCCCGAAUACUAAGGUUGAACCUUUAAUUAGAACUUGUCUGAAAGUGAUUAUUCUCUUGUUUUUGUCUAUUCACCCUCCUUAAAUGAAUUUUACUUGUUGUACAUCCUAAAGGUUGGUGUUAUUAUUGGAAGAGGAGGAUACAUGGUAAAAACUCUUGAAUUAGAAUCAGGAGCUAAAAUUCAGAUACUUCCAGAUGCAGACAUCAAUCCUACCUUUUUGACAAGGGAUGUUGAACUGAUGGGUACACAGGAGCAAAUCAACAGAGCGGAACAACGAAUAAAUGAAGUAAUUGCCGCGGCAGAUUCAACAAAUUCUGCCUCAUUUGGAGAUAGAAGCGGUCCUCCCCCACAAGCUGGAGAUGAGCAACUUAUGAAAGUUCCAAAUGACAAGGUUGCUCGCGUCAUUGGUAAAGGAGGUGAAUCUAUAAAAGCGAUGCAGAGCAAGUCUGGAGCUUGCAUUCAGAAUCGUUCGAAGGUUUUGUCUGGUUCUAAUAUGUACCAACAGUCUGGCUACCCUCCUAGUGCUGCUUGGACUCCUCAGGGUCAACCUUCUGCACAGCAGCCUCCUGCAUAUGGAUACUCUCAGACUGGAACUUAUGCUAUGCCCCAACCACCUUAUUAUGGUGGAUACCCUCCACAGCCAACUACUUGGGACCAAUUAGCUGCUUUACCUCAGCAGCAGAAUACUGGCUACAAUGCGUAUGGACAAGGUCCACCAGCUUCAACUCCCCCAGAUGUUCAUUACAAUUAUGGCCAAGUCGCACCAGCUUACAAUUAUAAUCAAGGGUACCCGCAACAGCCAUAUUUCGGGCGAGAUGGUCAGGCUACUUCAGAUGCCAAACCUUAUGUAUAUGGACCACCAGCAACAUCUUCACAGCCAGAUGGUUCUGCUGCUGUCCAAACUUCUCAGCAAGGUUAUGAAACCCCAAUUGCAUAUGGUUCUGAUGGCACAGCCCAAUCUCAGCCCCCGUCUGCAUAUGCAAUGGGCUAUGGUCAACCUCCUCAUGGUAAUGAUUAUAGUGCUUAUCCAAGUUAUUCAGGUGCACCAGCUGUUCAGCCAUAUUACAAUCAAACAGGUUAUGCACAGGCGAGUUAUGGACAGCAGAAAGAAGGUCAAGUUGUAAGCCAGGCAUCGUACCCUUAUUAUGGACAAAGUUGGUACCCUUCAUCUCAAGCCCCUGCUCAAGCGGGAUAUUAUCACAGUGCUUAUCCUUCGGCCAUUCCUCCAGCACAAGAGCCACCUCAUAUUCAGCUGCAAACAUCUGAUACUAAAGACUCGAGUAAUGUGGCUGGCGCUGCUGCAGAAAAAAGUGAAGAUCCCCAAAGCUGACAUUAAGAGCAUUCCUGCAUUCAAAACCUAACUUCUAUUGGAUUGUUUCCGUCGCUCUCAAGUCAUUUAUCAACGGAAGUUCACUAGGCUAUUAGAAUUUAUCGAAAGGUUAUAAAGGGUCCAUGAUUAGACCUGAAGGUGCUCGGAUGUUUUCUAGAGUUUUGACUGUUGAAUUUAGUAUUUCUUUUGCCUUGAUGAACUUGAAUUGAUAUUAACUUUUCAGAGAUUUCUUUGAUGAUUUAGCUGUGGUUUCGUUUGUUCUUUA